AUGGAUGAGGCGCUUGAUGAGCUUGCGUACCGACUCCCGAAAGACGUGGGCAAAACCGGACCGAUAGAAGCGUCAGUCCUCGAAGUUACGGAAAGCACCGACGGUUUAAACGACACCGACAGGGAGGCCCGGCCUCCAGUCCUUCGUUCACUUGCACACGAAGUCCUCUUUCUUAUAACCUGCGCCACUGCAACAGCCCUCUCCUCCCUCUCCGUUGGCAGUGCCAACACCGCCUUGAUAUCAAUUGGCAAUGACCUCAAUAUGCAUGAUGCGUCCUCACUCUCCUGGAUCAUCUCAGCCUUUUCGCUUACAAGUGGGUGUGUGAUGCUCUCUUCCGGGCGUGCUGCGGAUUUGUAUGGACGGCAAAGGGUGUUUCUCAUUGGCGGUGUAAUCUUCACCAUUGCAUGUAUCAUCUGCGGUUUUGCAGUGAACAAGGAAAUGAUGUAUAUGCUGCGUGCAGUGCAGGGCUUAGGAACUGGCAUUUGUACGCCAGCUGGUGCAGGCAUGAUUGGAGCAAUGUAUCUCCCAGAUACAAGAAGGAAGGAAAAAGCUUUUGGAUUGUUGGGAGGGGCAUCUGCUUUGGCAUUCUUGACUGGUACUGUGCUAGGAGGGAUCUGUUCAGAACUGUUAAAUUGGAGGUGGAUUUACUGGAUAAUGGCCGUUAUUUCUGCCUUGAUGACUCUGGGUGGAGUGUUUGUUGUUCCAAAGGGGUGCAAUGAGAGAAAUCCUGGACAAUUGGAUUGGAUGGGGCUCAUUCUAUCAGUGGUUGGCAUGUCUUUGCUGACAUACUCUGUCACUGGUUCCACUGGAGCUCCAUUUGGCUGGCGAACAUGGUACAUCCCAAUUCUCUUCGUUGUUUCAAUAUUUGUCAUUGCUCUCUUCAUCUGGUCCCAGCACCGGCAGUCAGAUCCAAUGAUGCCCCUGUCAAUCUGGUCGUUUCCGAAUUUCGCUCUUAUCAUGGUCAUCGUCUUUCUCGCAUGGGGCGUCUUCGAGGUAAUCACUGUUUAUCUUGCUCUUUAUUUCCAGAACAUUAAAAAGACGACACCAUUACUUACCAGUGCAUCCUUUGUACCAGACAUGCUGUUUGGAUUGAUUUCAAUCCCUCUCCCAGCGUUCAUGCUGAAGUGGUUCCCGAAACGCUGGGUCCUGUGCAUCAGUCUCAUUCUUCUCUUUAUUCCUACCAUUCUCUAUGCAUUUGUUGACGAAGACACUACCUACUGGGCCAUCCCUUUCCCUGGUAUCAGCAUAUCCGCAAUUGGAGCGUUCUUACUGUACAACCUCGCAAACCUGUUCUGCUCGUCUUCUGCUCCGCCAGAGAAGCAGUAA
Saitoella complicata NRRL Y-17804 is the source of this 1326-nucleotide messenger RNA. Its product is annotated as MFS general substrate transporter. The record is from RefSeq and is a predicted model, not a curated record. Gene Ontology annotation, biological process: transmembrane transport. Gene Ontology annotation, molecular function: transmembrane transporter activity. The transcript is spliced from 2 exons. Gene Ontology annotation, cellular component: membrane. Lineage: Eukaryota; Fungi; Ascomycota; Saitoellomycetes; Saitoellales; Saitoellaceae. Bases 1 to 1326 code for a protein of 441 amino acids.